UCCAAGCAUCUCCAAAAUGGAAAUCCUACAAAUUCUCAAAGCAAUGAUCCCCUUCUUACUCCUCACUGGCCACAGUAUUUUCGAAUUCAUCUUCGGCGAAAUGUACGUGAUGGCUUUAGAUUUCGAAUGGACCAGAUUCAAAUUCGACUACAACAAAACCUACGGCGACGACAUAGACGAGGAGUAUCGCCGCUACAAGAUCUACAAGGAAAAUAAGGCACGCUACGAAGAGCACAACGAAAGAUACAAACAGGGCCUGGUGACCUGGACUAUCGGAAUCAACAAGUUCAGCGAUCUGACCGAGGAGGAGUACCAGGAGGCCGUCGCCGCAGAAAAACUCAAAGUCGAAGGCGAAAUCCAAGCGAGGACGAAGCACAGAACGCACGAAUUCAACGGCAAUGCACCAGCAUCGAUAGAUUGGAGACAAUUCGAUGCUGUGACGGAAGCGAGAACGCAAGAUUGCGAACGAAAAUGCGGAUGUUUUUGGGCAAUGGCCGCUGUGGGAGCUAUCGAAAGUCAAUACGCUAUACUCUACAAUCGGCGAGUGCUUCUUUCUCCACAAGAGCUAAUCGAUUGCUCUAUGCUUUAUAAGAACAAAGGAUGCACCGGCGGUAGCGCUAACGAAGCCUUUAAAUACAUCAUAAAUAACGGAUUGGGUUCGGAAUUCUCGUACCCUUACAAUGCCAAAAACGGAACCUGUUACCGCAAUAAACCUGUAGCCAAACUUAUCGAUUAUGUACUCGUGCCAAAUAAUGAGAAGCAUCUGAUAGACGCCGUUGGUACCAUUGGACCAGUCGUUGUGAGUCUAAAUGUCCAGUACAUGAAAGGAUACACUUCGGGCAUCUUUAAAUGUCCUAAGAACAGCCCUCCGAAUAAUCACGAAGUGCUUAUGGUCGGUUAUGGAGAGGAAAAUGGCGUGCCUUAUUGGUUGCUGAAGAAUUCGUGGGGUGAUAAAUGGGGAGAAAGUGGUUAUAUGAAGAUACGGAGAAGUGAUGGUUCAACUCAAUGUGGUAUUCUCGAUCGCAGUCAUCCUUCUUAUCCAGUUAUAGAAUAGUAGAUAUCACUGCUAUUAAAGGAAUUAGUUAUUCUUUUUUCAAAUUGGUAGAGUUGUAAAUAAAUUGUUUAUUUUU
Phyllotreta striolata is the source of this 1130-nucleotide messenger RNA. The record is from the annotation of a GenBank genome assembly. Lineage: Eukaryota; Metazoa; Arthropoda; Insecta; Coleoptera; Chrysomelidae.